GUGAUGCGGUUCCGGGCCGCGGCGGAGCUCAGCGCUAGCCGCACUCUCGAAGGACUCGGGCUCCCGCCGUCAGCCCCUCCGCUCUGCUCCCCCUCCGCCCCAGCGGCGCCACCGCGUCCCGGGCUCCGCGAGCGGCCGCCCGCCGCCAGCCGCCCCGCACCAUGCGGGCCCUUCCCGGCCGCGGCGCCCACCUCGGGCCCGCCCGCCGCCCUCGCACGGCGGUCCCCCUGCGGCUCUUGCCUCCGCCGCUGCUGCUGCUGCUGCUCCAGGCCGCGGGCGCGCAGGCCCAGUCCACCGACUUCCCUGAGCUCUGCAGUUAUACAUGGGAAGCUGUUGAUACAAAAAAUAAUGCAGUUUAUAAAAUCAGCAUCUGUGGAAAUGUGGACAUUCCUGGGUGUGGGCCGUCAAGUGCUGUUUGUAUGUAUGAUUUGAAGACAAAGACCAAUCGGUCAGUGGGUGAUUUUAUUUUGAAAAGUGCCAGCAGGUCACUUCUGGAGUUCAACACGACCACGAGCUGCCAGAGCGGAGGAUCCCACAGCAUCCAGAGUAGCAUUACUUUCCUGUGUGGAAAGACCCUGGGAACUCCUGAAUUUGUAACUGCUACAGACUGUGUGCAUUUCUUUGAGUGGAGGACGACUGCAGCCUGCAAGAAGGACACAUUUAAAGCCAUUAAAGAGGUGCCAUGCUACGCAUUUGAUGAUGAGUUAAAGAAACACGAUUUAAACCCACUAAUCAAGAUGAGUGGUGGCUACCUGGUGGACGACUCUGAUCCCGACACGUCUCUGUUCAUCAAUGUGUGCAGAGACAUAGACUCCCUCCGGGACUCCAGCACACAGCUGCGUGCUUGUCCAGCUGGAACUGCCGCCUGCCUGUUGAGGGGAAUCCAGGCAUUUGAUGUUGGCCGGCCCAAGGAGGGACUGAAGCUAGUGAGCAAGGACAGGCUUGUCUUGAGUUAUGUGAAAGAAGAGGCAGGAAAGCCAGACUUUUGUGAUGGUCACAGCCCUGCAGUGACGAUAACAUUUGUGUGCCCAUCUGAGCGGAGAGAGGGCACCAUUCCCAAGCUCACUGCGAAGUCUAACUGCCGCUAUGAAGUUGAGUGGAUUACAGAGUAUGCCUGUCAUAGAGAUUACCUGGAGAGUGGCACCUGCUCCCUGAGUAACGAGCAGCAUGACAUCGCCAUUGACCUUAGUCCCCUGGCCCAGCUGGGAGGGUCCCCCUAUACUUCUGAUGGAAAAGAGUAUGUAUUUUAUAUGAAUGUUUGUGGAGAUGCCAAGGGCCAGAUCUGUAAUAACAAAGAUGCUGUCGUUUGCCAAGUGAAAAAGGCUGAUUCUACUCAGGUCAGAAUAGCAGGAAGACACCAGAACCAGACGCUCCGGUACUCGGAUGGUGACCUCACCUUAAUCUACUCUGGAGGAGAUGAGUGCAGCUCUGGUUUCCAGCGGAUGAGUGUCAUAAACUUGGAGUGCAAUGAAGCCGCAGGUAACGCCGGGAGAGGAGAGCCUGUGUUUACGGGUGAGGUGGACUGCACCUACUUCUUCACAUGGGACACCAAAUAUGCCUGUGUCAAAGAGAAGGAAGACCUCCUCUGUGGGGCCAGUGACGGGAAGAAACGCUAUGACCUGUCUGUGCUGGCUCGCCACUCAGAAUCGGAGCAGAAUUGGGAAGCUGUGGUUGGAGGCCAGACAGACUCAGAAAAGAAGUCUUUCUUCAUUAAUGUCUGUCACCGAGUGCUGCCGGAGGGCAAGGCUAGAAACUGCCCUGAAGAUGCUGCUGUGUGUGUUGUGGAUAAUACUGGAAGUAAAAACCUUGGAAAAUUUCUCUCUUCUCCUACAAAGGAGAAAGGACACAUUCAACUCUCCUACUCAGAUGGUGAUGACUGUGGCGGUGAUAAGAAAGUAACAACUAACAUCACCCUCAUUUGCAAGCCAGGUGAUUUAGAAAGCGCUCCAGUGUUGAGAGCCUCUGGGAAUAACAGUUGCUUCUACGAAUUUGAGUGGCACACGGCUGCUGCUUGCGUGCUGUCGAAGACGGAAGGAGAGAACUGUACGGUCUUUGAUGCCCAGGCAGGGUUUUCUUUUGAUUUGUCACCUCUCACAAAAAAGAAUGGUGCCUAUAAAGUUGAGACAGAGAAGUAUGACUUUUAUAUAAAUGUCUGUGGACCUGUAUCUGUGGACUCUUGUCAGCUAAACUCUGGGGCCUGCCAGGUAGCAAAAAGUGAUAAGACAUCAUGGAACUUGGGACUGAGUAAUGCUAAGCUUUCUUACUAUGAUGGGAUGAUCCAGUUGAACUACAGGGAUGGCACACCCUAUAACAACGAAAAGCACACGCCGAGAGCCACACUGAUCACUUUUCUUUGUGACCGAGAUGCUGGACUGGGCUUUCCGGAAUAUCAGGAAGAGGACAACUCUACCUACAACUUCCGGUGGUACAGCAGUUAUGCCUGCCCAGAAGAGCCUUUGGAGUGCAUGGUGACAGAUCCCUCCAUGAUGGAACAGUAUGACUUGUCCAGUCUAGUGAAGUCUGAAGGUGGCCACGGAGGAAACUGGUUUGCCAUGGAAAACUCACGGGAACAUGUCACACGGAGGAAAUACUACAUUAAUGUGUGUCGGCCUCUGAACCCUGUGCCUGGCUGUGACCGAUACGCAUCUGCUUGCCAGAUGAAAUACGAAGAUGAUCAGGGCUCCUUGACUGAGAUCGUGUCCAUCAGUAACUUGGGAGUUGCAAAGACGGGCCCUGUGGUGGAGGAGAGUGGCAGCCUCCUCUUAGAGUAUGUGAACGGCUCAGCCUGCACCACCAGCGACGGCCGGGUAACCACCUAUAGCACCAGGAUCCAUCUUGUCUGUGGCAGAGGUAGCCUGAACACCCACCCCAUAUUCACUUUCAACUGGGAGUGUGUGGUCAGUUUCCUGUGGAACACAGAGGCUGCCUGCCCUGUCCAGACGAUCACAGAUACAGACCAGGCUUGCUCUAUAAGAGACCCCAACAGCGGAUUUGUGUUUAAUCUUAGCCCACUCAACAGUUCUCAAGGAUACGUGGUCUCAGGCAUUGGAAAGACUUUUGUGUUCAAUAUCUGUGGUGCGAUGCCCGCCUGUGGAACGGUUGGGGGAAAGGCAGCCUUUGGCUGUGAGGCAGGAUCCCAGACAGAAGAGCUGAAGAACCUGCGGCCGGAAAGGCCAGUUGGAUUUGAGAAGAGCCUCCAGCUGUCCACGGAGGGGUUCCUCACUCUGACCUACAAAGGGUCUUCUCCCUCAGACAAAGGCACGGCAUUCAUCAUCCGGUUCAUUUGCAAUGAUGACAUUUACCCAGGAACCGCCAAAUUCCUGCAUCAGGACAUUGACUCUGCUCGAGGCAUCCGGAACACUUUCUUUGAGUUUGAAACUGCUCUGGCCUGUGUUCCUUCUCUAGUGGAUUGCCAAGUAACUGAUCCUGCCGGAAAUGAGUAUGACUUGAGUGCAUUGAGCACGGUCAGGAAGCCAUGGACUGCCGUGGACACCUCAGUGGAUGGGAAGAGACGGACUUUCUACCUGAGUGUCUGCAACCCCCUGCCUUACAUUCCUGGCUGCUAUGGCAGCGCGGUGGGAUCCUGCUUAGUGUCAGAGGACAACAGUUGGAACCUGGGUGUGGUGCAGAUCAGUCCUCAAUAUGCAGAGAAUGGAUCCCUCAGCAUUCUGUAUGUCAAUGGUGACAAGUGCAGAAACCAGCGCUUCUCCACCAGGAUACUGUUUGAGUGUGCUCAGACAUCGGGGUCACCCAUGUACCAGCGACAGGACGACUGUGAGUAUGUGUUUGUCUGGAGAACAGUGGAGGCCUGUCCUGUGCUCAGAGAAGAAGGAGACAACUGCCAGGUGAAAGACCCGAGGCACGGCAGCUUGUAUGACCUGAAGCCUCUGGCCCUCAAUGACACCAUCGUGAGUGCGGGCGAGUACAAGUACUACUUUCGGGUCUGCGGGAAGCUGUCCUCAGCUGUCUGUCCUGUACGUGACACGUCCAAGGUGGUUUCAUCGUGUCAGGAAAAGCAAGGCUCACAGGGAUUUCAAAAAGUGGCAGGUCUUUUUACUCAGAAGCUGACUUAUGAAAACGGACUAUUGAAAAUGAACUACACUGGGGGAGACACUUGCCACCAGGUGUAUCAGCGCUCUACCGCCAUCUUCUUCUACUGCGACCGGAGCACGCAGAAGCCAGUGUUUCUGAGGGAGACUUCGGAUUGCUCCUACUUGUUUGAGUGGCGAACACAGUAUGCCUGCCCACCUUUCAACGUGACUGAGUGCUCCUUCCAGGAUGGAGUUGGCAACUCCAUCGACCUCUCCCCAUUGUCGAGGUACAGUGAUAACUGGGAGGCUGUGACAGGGACAGGGGCCCCCGAGCACUACCUUAUCAAUGUGUGCAAGUCUCUGUCUCCACAGGCUGGCACUGAGCCUUGCCCUCCGGAGGCGGCUGUGUGUCUGCUGGAUGGCUCUAAGCCCGUGAACCUUGGCAAGGUGAGGGAUGGUCCUCAAUGGACAGGUGGUGUGACUGUCCUGAAGUAUGUGGAUGGUGAUUUGUGUCCAGACAAGAUUCGGAAAAGGUCGACCACCAUCCGCUUCACAUGCAGUGAGGGUCAAGUGAACUCCAGGCCUCUGUUUGUCAGUGCCGUGCAAGACUGUGAAUACACCUUCUCCUGGCCCACAUCCGCUGCCUGUCCUGUGAAGAGCAGUGUGCACGAUGAUUGCCAGGUCACCAACCCCAGCACAGGCCACCUGUUCGACUUGAGUUCCUUAAGUGGCAAAACUGGUGUCACAGCUGCUUACAGUGAGAAGGGCCUGGUCUACAUGAGCGUCUGUGGGGAGAACGAGAACUGCGGCCCUGGUGUGGGGGCCUGCUUUGGCCAGACCAGGAUCAGUGUGGGCAAGGCCAGCAAGAGGCUGAGCUAUGUGGAUCAGGUCUUGCAGCUGGUAUAUGAGAAUGGAUCCCCGUGUCCCUCCAAAUCCGGCCUGAGGUACAAGAGUGUCAUCAGCUUCGUGUGCCGGCCCGAGGCCGGGCCCACCAACAGACCCAUGCUCAUCUCCCUGGACAAGCAGACGUGCACACUCUUCUUCUCCUGGCACACUCCCCUGGCCUGUGAGCAAGCGACGGAAUGCACCGUGAGGAACGGAAGCUCUGUCAUUGACUUGUCCCCCCUCGUUCACCGCACCGGUGGUUACGAAGCAUAUGAUGAAAGUGAGGAUGGUCCCUCCGAUACCAACCCUGAUUUCUACAUCAAUAUCUGUCAGCCUCUGAAUCCCAUGCAUGGAGUGCCCUGCCCUGCUGGUGCCGCAGUGUGCAAAGUUCCUGUCAAUGGGCCGCCUAUAGACAUUGGCCGUGUCACAGGCCCCCCGAUAUUCAGUCCUGUAGCAAAUGAAAUUUACUUGAACUUUGAAAGCAGUACUCCUUGCUUAGCGGACAGGCAUAUGAACUACACCUCACUCAUCGCCUUUCACUGCAGGAGAGGUGUCAGCAUGGGAACCCCUAAGCUGGUAAGGACCAGUGAUUGUGACUUCGUGUUCGAGUGGGAGACACCGAUUGUCUGUCCUGAUGAAGUGAAGACCCAGGGCUGUGCCGUGAUGGAUGAGCAGCUGCUCUACAGCUUCAACUUAACCAGCCUUUCCAAGAGCACUUUCAAGGUUACAAGAGACUCACGCACAUACAGUGUGGGAGUGUGCACCACAGCAGCUGGCUUGGACCAAGGAGGCUGCAAGGAUGGUGGCGUCUGUCUGCUCUCUGGGAAUAAGGGGGCAUCCUUUGGGCGGCUGGCGUCCAUGCAGCUGGAUUACCGGCACCAGGAUGAAGCGGUCAUUCUGAGUUACGUGAAUGGUGAUCCUUGCCCUCCAGAAACGGAUGAUGGCGAGCCCUGUGUCUUCCCCUUCAUCUUCGAAGGGAACAGCUAUGAUGACUGUGUGUUGGAGGGACGGGCGAAGCUCUGGUGUAGCAAAACUGCAAAUUACGAUCGAGACCAUGAGUGGGGCUUCUGCAGACCAACCAACAGCCACCGGAUGUCGGCUAUCAUAUUUACCUGUGACGAAAAUGAGGAUGUUGGGAGGCCACAACUCUUCAGUGAAGAUCGCGGGUGUGCCGUGACAUUUGAGUGGAGAACAAAAGUCGUCUGCCCUCCGAAGAAGAUGGAGUGCAAGUUCAUUCAGAAGCACAAAACCUAUGACUUGCGGCUGCUCUCCUCCCUCACAGGGUCCUGGGACUUCGUCCAUGAAGGAACCUCGUACUUCAUAAAUCUGUGUCAGAGAGUGUAUAAAGGGCCUCUGGACUGCUCCGAAAGAGCCAGCGUUUGUAAGAAGAGCUCAUCUGGUCAAGUCCAAGUCUUGGGGCUCGUUCAUACACAGAAGCUGGACGUCCUAGAUGACAAAGUUAUUGUUACGUAUUCAAAAGGCUAUUCCUGUGGUGGGAAUAAGACUGCAUCCUCAGUGAUAGAAUUGGCCUGCGCAAAGACUGUGGGCAGGCCUGUGUUCAAGAGGUUUGACAUCGACAGCUGCACCUACUACUUCCACUGGGACUCACGGGCUGCCUGCGCCGUGAGGCCUCAGGAGGUGAGCAUGGUGAAUGGGACCCUCACCAACCCUGUGAAUGGCAAGAGCUUCAGCCUCGGGGAGAUUUAUUUUAAGCUGUUCAGUGCCUCUGGGGACAUGAGAGCCAAUGGGGACAACUACCUAUAUGAGAUCCAGCUCUCCUCCAUCACCAGCUCCACGAACCCCGCGUGCUCUGGGGCCAACAUCUGCCAGGUGAAGCCCAAUGACCAGCACUUCAGCAGGAAAGUGGGCACGUCGGACAGGACCAAGUACUACUUCCAAGAUGGUGAUCUGGAUGUGGUAUUUGCCUCUUCCUCCAAGUGUGGGAAAGAUAAGACCAAGUCUGUCUCUUCUACCAUCUUCUUCCACUGCGACCCUCUGGUAAAGGACGGGAUCCCCGAAUUCAGCCAUGAGACUGCUGACUGCCAGUACCUCUUCUCCUGGUACACGGCAGCUGUGUGUCCUCUGGGGGUGAGCUUUGAUGGUGAGGGUGCUGGGCUUGAUGGGCCGGAGUAUAAAGGACUCUCAGAACGGAGUCAGGCUGUUGGGGCAAUCCUCAGCCUGCUCCUGGUGGCGCUGACUGGCUGUCUGCUGGCCCUGCUGCUUCAUAAGAAAGAAAGGAGGGAAACCAUGAUAAGUAAGCUAACCAACUGCUGUCGAAGAAGCUCUAAUGUGACCUACAAGUACUCCAAGGUGAACAAGGAAGAGGAGACAGACGAGAAUGAGACAGAGUGGCUGAUGGAAGAGAUCCAACUGCCAACGCCUAGACUCGGGAAGGAGGGCCAGGAGAACGGCCACAUCACCACCAAGUCUGUGAAAGCAGACGCCCUCACUUCUCUGCAUGGGGAUGACCAGGACAGUGAGGAUGAGGUCCUGACCAUCCCAGAGGUGAAAGUUCACUCGGGCAGAGGAGCCGGGGUAGAAAGCUCACAGCCUGUGAGAAACCCACAUCAGAAGGGCCUUAGGGAGAGGGAGGACGAUAGAGUGGGCCUGGUCCAAGGUGAGAAGGCCAGGAAAGGGAAUCCCAGGCCUGGACAGCACAAGUCAUCAACCUCUACCAAGCUGGUGUCCUUCCACGAUGACAGUGAUGAGGACCUCUUACACAUCUAACUCCACGGUGCCUACAGGAGGACGUGGAGCCAUGGGACAGCCAAGCACCUCCAACCAAAUAAGACUCGAUGCUUCUGUCAUUUUGCCUUUAACAAAAACUGCUUCAAAAGGGAAGAGUUUUUGCGGUGGGGGAGAGGGUGAAGGAGGUGAGCACCGCUCCUUCGUGAUCGUUUACAGUCAAUGGAACAAGGCAUUGCUCGAAUCAGCCAAAGGGCGAUACCUCGUGCCCAGGGUUUUGCCCCAAGUCCUCACUUACAAGCAUAGCUGCUGUGAGCUUCCAAGUGGUGCCCAGGCCACACACAUCUCAGAACAGAGGACUGUGUUUGGAAACAAACCCUUGCUGCUUUAGACCCCAUAGGGUGUUUGACCAUUUAUAUUUUUAGCAUUGUAAUUCUCUCUCCCUAUUUAUUGACUUUGACAAUUACUCAGGUUUGCGAAAAAAGAAAAGAGAGAAAAAACAGCCAAUUUCUUCAUGUGGGCAGGGCAGGGGCAUAACGCACAGGGUGUCUCAGGAGAAGGCAAAGCUGGCGGUGUGCCAGGGCCAGUGCAUGUGGCGCUUGAAUUGAUCAUUGAUGCACACAUGGGUGAGUUGCAGUUCUGUUUCCUGAUUCCUGGGGGCGCAUGUGCAUGCACAGGGUCCUGAGUGCCUGGGUCUGGGAGGGCUCACCCGCUCCAUGCCUUGCCAUAGCGGCUGCAGCUCUUGCAUGCAUUGUCCCAGGUAUGCAGAGCACACUUACCAGCGUUCCUGCGGCCCACCCCAAUACAGAUUUUGUGCUCGUGAGUGGAGUUGAGGCGACAGAAUAGCUGCUCUCGGGCUGAGCUGCAGGUCUUGUCUCUUCAGGUUCUCGUGUUACCACCUUUACUGUGCUUUCUUUUUUUAAAGAAAAAAAUGUUUAUCCAUUCGAUCUAUAAGAAGCCUUAAUUUGCACAGGGUGACUUAACGGACAUCGUGUGAAACACGGUGGGCCAGUGUGUAGUCCAGUGCUGUGCAUGGACUUGUGCCUGGGGCGAGGCUCCUGGCUGGCGUCCUGGGAUAGAAGGACAGGCCUGGUGUCCUUCCACUGGCUGUGGACUCCUUUCUCGACACAUUCAAUGACUUUUCUCGCGCUGUAGAAUUGUAUAUAGGUGGUGUUCGCAUACCGAAAAGCAAACCACCCUGCAGAAUUUCUUGGUUUAUGCCCGAUUUGGCUGGCUUAUUUGAUUUCAACAUGAGUGUAUUUUUUAAAAUUGAUUUUUCUUUUCUUUUUUUCAAUCAAUUUUACUGUAAUAUAAAGUAUUCGAUUUCAAUAAAAGAUAAAUUAUUAA
Molecule: messenger RNA, 8948 nt
Organism: Nannospalax galili (Upper Galilee mountains blind mole rat)
Lineage: Eukaryota; Metazoa; Chordata; Mammalia; Rodentia; Spalacidae
Gene: Igf2r
Product: insulin like growth factor 2 receptor
Exons: 48
Coding region: 162-7643 (2493 amino acids)
Biological process (GO): lysosomal transport
Cellular component (GO): late endosome; trans-Golgi network; plasma membrane
Molecular function (GO): signaling receptor activity; insulin-like growth factor binding; D-mannose binding
Source: RefSeq, a predicted model, not a curated record